Trypanosoma theileri is the source of this 1344-nucleotide messenger RNA. RefSeq names its product gamma-tubulin. Gene Ontology annotation, cellular component: microtubule; gamma-tubulin complex; nucleus. Bases 1 to 1344 code for a protein of 447 amino acids. The transcript has a single exon. Gene Ontology annotation, biological process: mitotic cell cycle; microtubule nucleation; meiotic spindle organization. The record is from RefSeq and is a predicted model, not a curated record. Gene Ontology annotation, molecular function: structural constituent of cytoskeleton; GTP binding. NCBI's taxonomy places the organism in Eukaryota, Euglenozoa, Kinetoplastea, Trypanosomatida, Trypanosomatidae.
AUGCCCCGAGAAAUUAUAACACUUCAGGCAGGACAAUGUGGAAACCAAGUUGGCUCCGAAUUCUGGCGAUUACUUUGCGCUGAACAUGGAAUUCGGCACGAUGGAAUUGUAGAACCUUUUGCUAGUGGUGGUGAUGAUCGAAAAGAUGUCUUCUUUUAUCAAGCUGAUGAUGAUCACUAUAUUCCCCGUGCACUUCUUAUUGACUUGGAGCCGCGUGUAAUUAACGCCAUUCAGCGCGGUAGUAUGCAACGUCUUUUUAAUCCAGAAAAUGUUUACAUUCACGCAGAGGGAGGUGGUGCUGGAAAUAAUUGGGCACAUGGGUAUGAGUUGGGUGAUACCGUGCAAGAGACACUUUUUGAUAUGAUUGAGCGUGAAGCUGAAAAUAGUGAUAGUCUUGAAGGAUUUGUACUUACACAUAGUAUUGCAGGUGGAACAGGAAGUGGUAUGGGAAGUUAUCUUCUUGAACACCUAAAUGAUAGAUUUCCAAAGAAGUUAAUUCAGACGUAUAGUGUUUUUCCAAACCAAUCUCGUGGGGGUGACAGUGAUGUUAUUGUACAACCAUACAAUAGUUUACUCGCUAUAAAGCGUUUAACACUACAUGCUGAUUGUGUGGUUGUAUUGGACAAUACCGCUUUAAAUCGUAUUGCGACAGAUAAUCUUCAUAUUUCUUCACCCACGGUUGAACAAAUGAAUGGAUUGGUAAGUACCGUAAUGGCAGCAUCGACUGCUACCUUGCGAUAUCCUGGAUACAUGAAUAAUGAUCUUAUGAGUAUGUUGGCAUCAUUGAUUCCAACACCGAGGUGUCACUUUAUUUGUACUGGAUAUACUCCAACCACAUUAGAUACUUCUAAUAUUCAAUCAUCUGUGCAAAAAACAUCUGUACAUGACGUAAUGAGGCGAUUAUUAAUGCCAAAAAAUAUGAUGGUUUCAACAUCUAUGAAAAGUGGAUGCUACAUAUCUUUGUUAAAUCUUAUUCAAGGAGAUGUAGAUCCAGCGCAAGUACACCGUUCACUUGAGCGUAUCCGAGAACGCUCGCCUAACUUUAUUCCAUGGGGACCCGCUUCAAUUCAAGUUAUUCUUUCAAAGAAAUCUCCCUACGUGGAUACACGACACCGUGUAAGUGGAUUAGUGAUGGCGAACCAUACCAGUAUCAACUCUCUCUUUCAGCGAACACUGAAGCAAUUUGAUCUUUUAUUUAACCGUGGUGUCUUCUUAGAGCAGUAUAAAAGAUACGGGCCUAUGAAGGAGAAUCUUGAUGAGUUUAAACAUUCUAGGGAGGUUGUAGAAAGUUUAGUGAGUGAAUAUAAGGCGUGUGAGAGUUCUGAUUACAUUCGCAAUUUUUAA